Molecule: messenger RNA, 2581 nt
Organism: Drosophila ficusphila
Lineage: Eukaryota; Metazoa; Arthropoda; Insecta; Diptera; Drosophilidae
Gene: Sec10
Product: exocyst complex component 5
Exons: 6
Coding region: 76-2208 (710 amino acids)
Biological process (GO): exocytosis; Golgi to plasma membrane transport
Cellular component (GO): cytoplasm; exocyst
Source: RefSeq, a predicted model, not a curated record
AACAAUAAUAACAAGAAGAAGAAGCAUAAAAGAAACGCCUACAAAUCAGAUCAUCAAAAAUACAAAAUUAUUAUAAUGCUGUCCCAAUACAUGGAGGAGUUUGAACAGGAGCCCUUUGAGGUGGGUGAGUUCAUAGAACGCCUCACCUGGCGCACCAACAACGAACUGCAAAACAGCGAGGACUUUCAUCCUGUGGCUCUGCACGACACCUUUAUCCAGACCAUUAAGGACUUAAAGAUACUGCAGGAAAAGCAACAGAGCAAGUGCGAACGGCUUGAGGAAUCACUGCGCCUAGAAAAGGAGUCUCACGCAAAGAAAAUCGCGAAGCUGCAGGAACGCCAUCAAUUGGCCAUCGAUGUGUUUGGCCAGCUGGACGAAAAAAUCAAUUCAGUGGCCGGCAAGAUCAUGCACCUGGGCGAGCAGCUGGAGAAUGUAAACACCCCGCGCAGUCGCUCCGUGGAGGCCCAAAAGUUGCUAAAUUUUAUGUCCGAGUUUCUGGCUGCAGGACCUGUGAUUGUCAACGAUAUUUUCGCAGAUGCCGCACGUUUAAGUGAAGCCGCCGAUGUGAUCCAGAAGCUAUACGCGAUCUCACAGGAUCUUCCGCCUGGAAAUUUUGCUGAAUCAAAGCGAAAAAUCGAAAAGAAAUACGACGAAGUUGAACGGCGGCUGAUCGAAGAGUUUGCCACAGCACAAAAGAGUGAGGAUAUCGAACGCAUGAAGACCCUGGCCCAGAUCCUGUCCCAAUUUAAGGGCUAUACACAGUGCGUAGACGCGUAUAUCGAGCAGAGCCAGAUGCAGCCGUAUAGCGGCAAGGACAUCUUCAUCGGCAUUGUGCCGCUGUGCAAACAUCACUACGAGAUCAUCCAAAAGGUGUUUGCCAACCCGCAGCAGGUUAUGUCAAAGUUCAUACUGAAUAUCUACCAGCUGAAGUUGCACCAGUACGCGAUGACCAAACUGGAGGACAAAAAAGACGAAGAGAAAUAUCUGCGGACUCUUUAUGAACUUUACUCACGUACACUGAAGCUGUCCACGGAUCUGCAAGUCUACAUGUCCACCAUCGAUGACGACCUGUUGCAGAAGCUAACGCAGCAGAUCUUUAUGAAACAUUUAGCGGGGUACGCCGAAAUGGAGACCAAGUGCCUCACAGCGAAAUGCUCCACGGAGCUGGAAAAAUUCUAUGCGAGCAAAAAGCAUCAAAAGACAGCAACCACCAAGGGCUUUCGACGCAACAUGGAGGUGUUAAUAGCCACGCGGGCCAACAUUAAUAUUGCCGCUAUCGAGGACUAUGGUGGAGAAACUUUCCUCUCCGAGGAGCUGGCCAUCAAUAUGCUGCAGGAGGCAAAGGCCUCACUCAAGCGUUGCCGUCUCCUGUCCAACGAGACUGAGCUUCCAGGCAAUGCCAUCAAGCUCAACGACAUCCUUUUGCGUUUCCUAAUGCACGAGCAUGUUGAUUACGCACUGGAAUUGGGACUGCAGGCAGUACCACUGGCGGAGGGGCGAGUUUUCCCCCAGUUAUACUUUUUCGACGUGGUGCAGAAGACGAACAUUAUUGUCCAUCUGCUAGAAAAACUGUGUCACACAUCCGUCAUACCCUGUGUGAGUAAUACGCCCAAAUACUCGGACUACAUGUUCACAAAACGUAUGCUGAUGGAGCAGAUCGAGACCAAGUUAGAUCAAGGCUUGGACCGCUCGAUUAGCGCGGUUAUCGGCUGGGUUAAGGUGUAUUUGCAGUAUGAACAAAAGAAAACCGACUAUAAACCGGAGACUGAUGUGGAUACCAUAUCAUCGGCGGCCUGCUUACAAGUCGUUCAGAAUCUGCAGCCCGUGAUCGUGCAGAUUAAGAAGUGCGUUGAUGGUGAAAAUCUUCAGAAUGUUCUUACAGAAUUUGGAACUCGCUUGCACAGGGUGAUAUACGAUCACCUCCAGACAAUGCAAUUCAAUACGGCUGGAGCCAUGUGCGCCAUUUGCGAUGUAAACGAGUACCGCAAGUGCAUCCGCGAACUGGAUAGUCCGCUGGUGACGCAGCUCUUUGACAUUCUCCAUGCUUUGUGCAAUCUGUUACUUGUAAAGCCGCAAAACCUCCAAGAGGUUUGCACGGGCGACACCCUGAAUUAUCUUGACAAGUCGGUGGUGCGACAAUUCAUUCAGCUGCGCACUGAUUUCCGGAUCAUAAAGAACACCAACUACCUAAAGGGUAUUUUUGAGUGAGGAGUCCAGCUGCCUGAUGAGUCACAUUCCCAAAUUUUCCGCCUUGCACAUCGCUGUCUCCUGAUCAAAAUGAUAUAUUAAAGAGGACAUUAUCUAAUAACAUUUAAUUACGAUUCGCUGUGUUCUUUAACUUUCAAUUAAAGUCAAGUGGCUGGUUACUUUUAUCUACACAUCGACAGAAGCGCCUGAUUUAUUUCGGUCGUAUUUAUAGAGGCGACUCACACGCGUGCCCGCCACCCAACCACCCACUCCCAAGCCCACUCAAGCCCCCAACUACGUCACGGAAAGCCCCUUAAGAAAUCUUCAAAGUGAUUCGGUGGCUUUAUCAGUCAGAGAAGGAGCGAAAUUCAACGUUAGUUGCUCCAAUCGGCUA